UGUGACUUUGACUGUGUGCAGGAGGAUGUAAGACUAGAUGACUUGGAAAAUGCGGGGGGGGAGGAAGGUCAAGAGAGCAUUGAGAUCCCUUCCAUUACUCCAUACCUGAUCAAAUAUGAGCAAGCUCACGUACUGGGCACCCACACACUCCAGACUAUAAUUUGUGUCUCUGUGAUGGUGAAGCUGAACAAGGAGACAGACAUUGCCAUGAACACCAGAACCAAAAGAUUCCCCAUUUGUCAAUCUCUGCCAGACGGGGGUGAACUGAGCAUCAUCACCAACUGA
Molecule: messenger RNA, 285 nt
Organism: Rattus rattus (black rat)
Lineage: Eukaryota; Metazoa; Chordata; Mammalia; Rodentia; Muridae
Gene: Polr2f
Product: RNA polymerase II subunit F
Exons: 1
Biological process (GO): DNA-templated transcription
Molecular function (GO): DNA-directed RNA polymerase activity; DNA binding
Source: RefSeq, a predicted model, not a curated record